UGAAAUAAAGUGGUCAUUUUUCAAAACUCAGAACCUAGACGUUUCAUUUUAGAAUGUUCACCGACUCUGUCAUCAUCGUCUUCAACCUCAGAAAAAUCAGCUGCAACUGAUUCUUUUGUAUUAUCAUACAGUCGGUUCCAAUGGAAGAUAAGCCCUCACGUAAGCGCCAGUUCUUUGAGGAAAAAGAUUCCAGCAAGCAACCCAUGCAGAAAAGGGUGAGAUUUCCCAAGGGUAAGAAGGUGAAGCCUGGGGAUGAAGUGGUGGUGGACAAAGGAAAGGCUGUUGAUGAUGGCCAAAGUGACUUAACAGAUCCUCGUCUUGCUGCCAAGGAGCGUGCAAAUCGUAGGACCCAAAUGACUUUUGAGCUUUUUAGUGAAGAAAGUAGAGGCAUUGUUAAUGAUAUCUCAGCUGCUGAAGAGACUUAUGAGGAUAAUGAAAAUUUCGUUGAUGAUGGGAUUCACAUAGAACCCUUUAAUCUGGACAAGGAGAGAGAAGAGGGUUAUUUUGAUGCAGACGGAAAUUUCAUUGAAUAUGUCAAUUAUAAUGAAAUCAAGGAUGCAUGGCUUGAUAGUCUUGAAAUUGAUCAAAGAUUUGCUGGCACUGCUGUUACACAUAAUAAACCUGUUGAUAAUGAAGAUGAAGAUGAUAUCCCUGACCUCACUUCUGAAGAACUAGGAGUGAUAAAGAGGCGUAUUGCCAACGUGCUUGAGCCGGGAGAAACUGUUACACAAGCUUUGAGAAGGCUGAAGGGAACUUCAAAUAACAAGAAGGAAAAGAUGUCGGCUGAGACAAAGCGUGUAUUUGACCAGUUAACUGAGGAUGCCAUGAAGCUGAUGGAGGAGAAUGGUGAAUUUAAUGUGUAUAAUGACAAGCGUGAAACUUUUGUGCGUGAGGCAGAGGGGUAUGAGAGGUUAGCUCAGUCAAGGGGAAAGGGCCCAUCUGUGAAUGCUGGACAGGAAAAUCAUGAUCCAAAUGGGGAGAAGUACGUGUUAUCUGAUGUAAUUGUUCCUGGAUCUACUGCUUCACUGUUCUCUGACUCUGCAGUGGGAACCUCAAGUGCCAAUGUAACUGCAACGGAAAUGCCGAAUAAUGAAGACGAUGAGUAUGAUAUGUUUGGGGAUGAAGAUGAAAAUGCUACCAAUAAACCAUCUACUGAUAAGCCUAAUUCAAGUACAAUCGGUCAAUCAUCAUCAGAUGCGCAGAACACAGCUUCUGAGAGUGGAUCUUGGCAAACUGAUUAUGUCUAUGAUGAGUCUUCUGGGUAUUAUUACAGUAGCAGUUUGGGCUAUUAUUACGACCCAUCUACUGGACUAUAUUGCUCAGCAGCUUCAGGGCAAUGGUACUCAUAUAAUGAGGAGACCGGUGCAUAUGAAGAAGUCAAGGAGGCUGCCUCCAGUGCAAACUGACGAGCAAACAAUUUUGCAGCUACACUUUAGGAGUUUGUACAGGCUACAGAAUGACUUGUAAAACUAGAGAUUGGAUUAUACCAGCUGGUUUUUUUUUUUUUUUUUUUUUUUUUGGUUGAC
Messenger RNA from Pistacia vera, 1526 nucleotides. RefSeq names its product CD2 antigen cytoplasmic tail-binding protein 2. The transcript is spliced from 10 exons. The record is from RefSeq and is a predicted model, not a curated record. Gene Ontology annotation, cellular component: U5 snRNP. Bases 141 to 1406 code for a protein of 421 amino acids. Lineage: Eukaryota; Viridiplantae; Streptophyta; Magnoliopsida; Sapindales; Anacardiaceae.